AUGGCUUUGGUCAAGGAGAGCUUCGACAAAGCAACUGGUGUGCUGCUUGAUAUCCUGUUGGACCUCGUCUCUGGAAAGCAUUUUUCCGAUUGUCAGGAGCUUGCUUCCCAAGCUGGUGGAAUGAUCAAAGCCUUGCAGAACAUGGGUGGCCAAGAAGACCUCCAGCUCCUCAAGGACUUGAAGAUUGUGACAGACAUGUUUGAUGGCCAUUCCAAAUCCAUUUCUCCAAGCAAUGCUGCACCUGCCCCAAGCCUGCUGACUGUGUUGACUGCCGAAGGCAAGCUUGAUCAUGAGGCCGACGCAGAACGUGACAGGCACUGGAAAAUGAUCCAAUCUGAGAGGAGAAGGUUUGUUAGCUUUGGAAUCCCCAAGAAUUGGUCCAAAGAUGGUCUUCUGGCAUCCUUCAGAGCUUCUGGGAAGGUCUUUGCACAGUCUAGGCAGCUCAACAGCAAUCACAGAUUGUUGUGUGCAUCUGCUGAUCUUUUUGUUGAGCAGGGCGAUGAGCCUUGGGCUACCCCUUCUGUUCCUCCACCGAACCUUUGGAAAGAGAUUCUGGCUUUCAUGGGCUCCAGCGCCACCGGGCCAGCAGACUUUGUGAUGGCAUUUGAUGGGAGGAUGCGUGAAAUGCGCCGCCUGAGUGAAGAUGAUCUGCUCAGCCAAGCCCAUGCCUGUGAAGGUGCAAUUGUUUACACUGGUGGCUGCCCCCCACGGGCCGGGAGAUCCCGUAAAGUUCCCUUGUCUGGCAGAAAGUUGGAGACCAUGGGCAUCAGAUGCCCCGUGCAGCGGUCCCGCAUCAAGGUAUCGAAAAAGCAGACCUUCACCGCGUGCGGUGAAGAAAGGACAUACCAGGGCACCUACACAGGUGUUUCGUUUCGAGCCUGCAGUGAAAUCCCAUUGAUUUCCAUGCAAGAGAAGUAUAAGCUGCUGGGCCCAAACGGCGUCUUGUCAGUGCCUGAGCUCCCAGAGGACUGGGUGGAACGCAAUGGAGAAGGUUGUCCGCUGUUUUGGCACGAAUCCAAGCCCAUUGCCUUGUGGUGUGCCUUGCUUGGCGAAUGGAAAGUUCAUGCAGUUCUGGAUUGUAGCCCUGGAAGUGGUGCCCUAAUGGAAGCUAUCGCUGACAGAGCAGCACGCGGACUCAUUGCUGCGGAGGGGAACUCCUUAUUUUCCGAGGAGAAUGCCACUGCAGUGAAGAAAUCAUUUCCAGACGUCAUUGCUUGUUUGGCAAAGGCCCAGGAGGAAGACGAUGCUCAGGGCGUGGCCAGCAAGUUGCUCCUCAUGAUUCUACGUGCUGCCUUCUGUCCAAAAAUCAGACUUGGAUGCAAGACUGCCAUUGAAGCAAUUGCGAAGACCAAGGGCAAAACAGCCCAGCCUUCCCAGUGCAGCGACCAUGUGAAAAAAGGCAGAGCAGCCAAGCCGCAACAAAGUGGCUGCAAGUCCCUUGUGAAGACCAAAGGCAAAACAGCCAAGCCUAGGCAGAGUGCUAGGCGCAUGGCAGUGAAGCAAAGUUUGGUUCCCAAAGCAAGGAGGGCAUUCGCCCUAUUGUUUGGUGAGAACACCAAAGUCAAGAAAGGAGCUUCAAAGUCUGAGUAUCAAGCAGAGAUGCGAAGAGUUGCGGCGCUUUGGAAACAAUUGGAUGACAAGCAGAAGGCUCCUUUCCACAAAAAAAGCCUUGAAGAAUUCCAAGUACAAAGGGACGCAAUGGGGCGUUUGGGCUUCGAUGUUCGGAAGUGCUUGCGGCCGGGCAAGUGCGAGGAUCGCGGUGAAUCCGAGCUAGCCCCCCGGAAUGCUUUGCCCCAUGCCCAGCGCAAGUUCCGCAUUGGCAGUUACACCGUCGUAGAGGAUCAGCUGGGUAGUGGCUCUUGUGGAAAGGUAUUUUCUUCCUGCUGCCCAAAUGGCCGGUCUUGUGCCAUCAAAGUCUACCGCAGCCGGCAAGCACAUCAUGAGGCAGCGUUUGAGCUUGCUACUUACGAGAAGCUCGGGAAGCUGGCAAUGCCGCAUUGCCAAUGGUUUCCUAUGGUCGUGGACUUGGACGCCUCAGGACGAUCAUGGCCCUGGUUGGCACUGUCCUACACUGGGGUUAGUUUGGCAGCCCGUUUGAACGCUGGAGGCCCAAUGCCCCAAGACUUGGUUGAACACUUGUUGCUGCAAUUGAAGGCUGCAAUCUGCGUGUUGCACGAUGAGGCCAAACUCUUGCACUUGGACAUCAAGCCGGAUAACAUGCUGUGGUGCAGUGAGCGGCGAGAGCUGCGGCUGUGUGACUUCGGCAUGUCAGAGCCUGCACCUCGCCUUCCAUGUCCACAGUCCACGGUCCACGGUCCAUCCAAAUCUUCGGCACCGCAGGGAGAACGGGCAACAGUUGCAGCCCCAAUCCCAACAACCGAGCCACGCUUCACAGAAUAUGUAACGCCCUUUGGAGCUGCAGCAUUGACCAGGGCAGUGGAUUUGUGGAGUUUUGGCUGCGUGGUCUUUGAAGUUGUUACUGGCAAGCCACUCAUGAAGCCUCUGGACCGACGGCAGCCGACUUCCAAACAGUGCGUUGCUGAAUGGUGCAAAGAUUGGCCAGAGCUGAUUGCUUCCUCCGCCUGCGUUGCCGGUACUCGGGGAUCUUGGAGCUGCUGGCGUGCUCGUAUGUGGUCUUGUGGCAUGUGGAGCUCUGUGGUGCUGAACGCUUGCUUCCCUGAGCCAAAGUCCAGGAAGUGGAUGAAAGAUGGUGCUGCCCACAUCAACCGCGCUGACUGA
Messenger RNA from Cladocopium goreaui, 2739 nucleotides. NCBI's taxonomy places the organism in Eukaryota, Dinophyceae, Suessiales, Symbiodiniaceae. The record is from the annotation of a GenBank genome assembly.